Anguilla anguilla (European eel) is the source of this 2945-nucleotide messenger RNA. Its product is annotated as CCN family member 1-like. The transcript has 5 exons. The record is from RefSeq and is a predicted model, not a curated record. The coding region runs from base 379 to 1527 and encodes 382 amino acids. Gene Ontology annotation, cellular component: extracellular region. NCBI's taxonomy places the organism in Eukaryota, Metazoa, Chordata, Actinopteri, Anguilliformes, Anguillidae. Gene Ontology annotation, molecular function: protein binding. Gene Ontology annotation, biological process: signal transduction.
AGGAAUUUCUCAAUGAAGUGGGGCUGAGCCGAGCUGUGUGGAGAAAGGUGGGCAGUAACGACCGCCCGGCUGGCGUAGCACUCAGCACACGCGCACAGAAACCAGGACAGGCUCUCAGCCGCGCGGACCAACGGACAGACCGUCCUCUCUGGAUUCACGACCAGCAAGCACUUGGGGUGGCAUAUCCUCAACCAAGGCACAAUCAGCACCCUAUUCUUAGCUGUUUACCAGCACCCGCUCUGCCUGCGAUUUUUAAAAACCUUUUCAAAAUAUUUUGUUUUUAUUAGAAUAAUCUGAUUUUUUUAAAAAAAUUGUAUUCAACAUUAGUUGUUAUCACUGUAAGAAAUUGCCAUUGUUUACCAAGAAGACGAAGACAAAAUGUUUUCCAGGACGAUGAAACAGGAAUGCUUCUUGACUCUGUUUGCUGUUCUGCUCUGCACUUCCGUGAUGGUGGAGGGCGGCUGCCCGUCUCAGUGCUCGUGCCCGCACUCGCCCCCCUCCUGCCCGCCGGGCAUCAGCUGGAUCACGGACGGCUGCGGCUGCUGCAAGGUGUGCGCCCGCCAGUUCAACCAGGAGUGCAGCCUCCGGCAUCCCUGCGACCACAUCAAGGGCCUGCACUGCCACCUAGUGCCCGGGGGGGACCCCGACCGCGGGCUGUGCCGAGCUGAGGCUCAGGGCCGCCCCUGUGAGUUCAACGGGCGCAUGUACCAGCACGGCGAGGACUUCCAGCCCAGCUGCCAGCACCAGUGCAGCUGCAUGGACGGGGUGGUGGGCUGCAUGCCCCUCUGCCCCCACCAGGUGCCCCUGCCGGACUGGCGCUGCGCCAGCCCCCGGCUGGCCCGCCCCCCCGGCCGCUGCUGCGACGAGUGGGUCUGCGACGACGACAACCGCAUCAGCGAGGACCCCGCCGGCCCCCGGGGCGCCCCCCCGCCCGACUACCCCCGGCCCCACCUCAAUGCCAUCAGCAAGGAGCUGCAGCCGCCCGAGCACCCCCACGGGAGCACCGCAGCCUUCCUGGAGUGGCUGACCCCCCAACAGCCGCAUGUCCCCUUUCCCAGCCAGUGCUUCUCGCAGACCACUGAUUGGUCUGAAUGUUCCACCACCUGCGGGAUGGGGGUUUCCAGCCGAGUGACUAACAGCAACGCAGAGUGCCGGCUGGUCAGAGAGACCCGACUGUGCCAGAUUCGGCAGUGUGACCUCCCUCUGACCCCGUUUCUCAGGAAAGGGAAGAAGUGCCAGAGGACGGUGCGUCCGCGGGAGGCUGUGAGGAUCACGUUCGCAGGUUGCUCCACGGCGCGGCGGUACAGGCCCCGCUCCUGCGGCUCCUGCUCGGACGGCCGGUGCUGCACCCCCUCCCAGGCCCGCACCAUGCGCCUGCUCUUCCGCUGCCCGGACGGGGAGAGCUUCUCGCGCGACGUCAUGUGGAUCCAGCGCUGCCAGUGCGGCGCCGGCACCUGCCCGAGCCGCGGCCCCGCCCCCCUGCCGUCCGUCAUCCUGCACAACGACAUCCACACCUUCUCGCAGUGAGGCGGCCCGGAGAAGCCCCACACCAGUACCACCCCACCGCUGCUCCCGCAGUCUCUGUAGGGCUGGCCGUGAGGUCAAACUUACUAUCGCCCCUUAACUCCAACCAGAGUUUAAAAAAGCAGCUCUCCCUGGUGGUGGGAGGUCUUCAGUCUGCACACUGAUUGCACAGUGACCUCCCCUGACAGCCUUCAUGACUUCUCUGCUGGGGAUCUGAACAUUUAGUCAGUCCCUCCUUCUGAACCAGGCUACCAGUCCAGCCAACACUAAGAACAUUUGCUUGCACUUUAAGUUAUGUUAUUGUACAUACCUGCUAGCCACUGUGAGAGAUGGCUGCUCACUUAGAGACAUGACCGAUGGGUAUAGUGCUGAUAAUGGGGGAGAAAGAAGUGUGAGAGAUCCUCUUCUCUGUGAAAGAGGUGUCUGAGAGAUUGCAGUAAGAAUGCUCCAUUACUUCUGAUCACCUACUGAACAGAACCAUCCUCACGGUGAGUUGGGGGUGUAAACACUAGUCUAGAUUUAUGGAUGACACACAUUUUGUAGUGGCACAACAUGCUAGAUGCAAGUCCUGACCAGGACCUUUUAGUUUCGCAACAGAAAUGCAUCCGUGAUCCAUUUCUCCUUUCUGUUGAUGUUUCUUCCAUGUAUUUAUUCUUUUCAUUAGACAAGAGGAGAAAUCGUACAAUUCAGUACAAUACACCUUUAGAGGGAAUAAGCAAAACACUGUCAGAAACACAUGCAAUAUAUUACAUAUGCACUUUUCUUAUCAUUACAUUCAUCUCAACUAUUAAGCGAAACCAGAAUGCGUUCAGAGUUUUAACAUAUCUGUGAAAUUCUGUGUAAUUUUGUGUAUGAAACCCAGUGUUCAUAUGUCUUCCCUGAUACUAUUAUAGAUUGUGUUAGUUCACAAUAGGCAUCAUUUCUGUCAAUGUUUGUUUUGGUGUAUGCAGGUGUACACUUCCUUUUGUUUAAUAUUUCAGUAUUCUGCUCUGUUCAUGGGUGGACUGGCAAUGGGAAAGCCUGUAUUAUAGUAUUCUUUUCAUUGUAAAAUUCAUAUAGAUUUCAGCCCUCUGCAUGUGUAUACUGUAUGUGUGUGUGUGUGUGUGUGUGUGUGUGAGAGAGAGAGGGAAAGACAGUGAGAGAUAGAGAGAAAGGGAGCGAGAGAGAGAGAUGGAGAGAUAGAGAGAGAGGACGUGAAAUGUAGUGUUUGUACAGGCUUCACGCUUGGUGGAGUGACACUGUUUGGAGUUCGCCUCAUUUUUCGGGGUAUGUUUUAGGUGAUAAUAGAGGUUAUCCUGUUCUAGAAAUAGGAUUUUAAUUUGUGUAUUUAAGACUUUUAUUUUGUUUAAUAUAAUUCCUGAAUGUAUUUCAGUGUUAUGUCUCCUGUCAAAGAGGAAAAUAUACGGACAUACAACAUACAA